ACAUUGCUACUGUUUUUCUUCUUUUUAAUGGAACUAAAUAAAUCUGUGUUUGAGGAUCUGGUGGCUAAUGGUUUGCUUCAAAAUAGCUCCGUUCCAAACACUGUAAAAAUCCGAUUAACAAAUCUUCACGGUUUUGUGUUGUAGGCGUAGCUUCAGGUAUAACGUUGCCUUGACUGUCUCUGCAUUUGCAACGUUUGGAUGACGCUUUACUGAAUGUCAUUUACGCGUAGGAGGAACGUCUGACUGGUGCUCGGGAACAACAUAUUUAAUCUCUUGGUCAUUUACGCGUAGGAGGAACGUCUGACUGGUGCUCGGGAACAACAUAUUUAAUCUCUUGUGUCUGCCUGAGAGUGAAUAGCCGGCAUGAAAACCAGAUCUAGUAGCAGAGGCAGAGGGGAAAGCUGCUCACUCAAGAGGACGAAUGAAUCAAGAGGAUGUGCAUCAGACAUCAGUCAAAGUGCACAGCAUGAUAAUACAAAUUCUAACAGAAGUUUUAUAGAAUUGACCAAAAACAGCAGGAAAAGAAGGCAUUCUGAUGUUACAUGUAGCAGUAAGAAGGCAGCGACUAACUACCAGGAAGACCAGCUUACAAAUGUUCUAAAUAAAACAGUGUCAGUGGUGCUAGAGCCAUUUGAUAUGGAGAAGCAUAUGCAGGCUAAAGUUGCAAAUCGCAAUAAAAAAAAAUGCAUCAGUAAUUACUCUGUCAGAGAUGUCAAAAUAACUACUAAGAGUUCAAAUGGUUGCAGCACAAAAAAUGAAGAGAACUCGACAACAGGAAGCAAACAAAGAUGUUUUCAGAAAUCCACUCCUCAUGAUGGCAAAGAACUACAUAAUAGUGAUCAGAAGAAUGUAACAUCCCUCAGCUUGAGUCAUGAUGAUGACCAGGGGUUGUUGGAGAGUUCGACCCAUCGGAGCAGAAGACAGUUGUGGGAUGCUUCCCACAAAAUGAAUUCAGAAUUUCGUCGAGAACGCCGUACAAUAUAUAAGAAGCCAGUUUGUAUAUGUUGUGUAGGAAAAGAUAACAACAGUGGAAAUGAAAUAAGAGUUGCAAGUGAUGGCUUGAAGGCAAAACAUAACAAACAUAUGAAGAAGAGCAUCAGAAAUAGUGAUGUAAAUAGAGCAGCCAGUAGUACCCAAAAAAGAAAAACUGUCAUGGGUGCUUCUCACAGCAAAGUAAAAGAUGCUGAUUAUCAGUAUGGAGGCAGACCACUAACUACAGAGCACAGCAGUACAAGCUCUGAAACUAUCACAACUCUCAAGAUGAUGAGUGAAGUAUUUAAAGAUGGCCAGUCAUCCAGAAACAGAGAGAUUGUUAACAGCCACAGUAGUAGGAGGUCAGUCACACCAACUUCACGUUCUGUAGCCACAGCACCUUUGCAGAUGAGAGAGAGUGCAGCUUCACAACCUGCACAUGCACUUACACAUUUAGAAAUGCACCCAUAUUUGCGUCGACGGUCAGCAUCAGCGCCUCCUCAGUUACAGUUGGGUGACACUUUUCGAAAAACUGUUGAUGUGUUUGCACAUUUACUUCAGGAUGUGGCCGCACAUCUGCAGAAAUGUGCUAAUAGAGUUGGUGAUACAUUAAGUGACCAUAAUUUUGAGCAUAUGGUAGCUGGCGUUUCUCACUUGGUGUCAAGCUGCACAUGCCAUUCACCCAUUGGGUGUUUACUAUAUAGCAUUCAUAUUAUGAAUGCAUUAAAAAGAAGACUGUCUGCAGAAUUAAAUGUGGUUUCACUAUCCAAUGGUGAUGCAGUACAGCCAGCAGCAGCAGCAGCAGCAGCAGGCAUGCAAUCAAAUGGGAAUUUAAUGGGAAGAUACCAUCUAGAAGCAAGCAUCAAAGAGAAUACCAAUACAGAAGCCAGUGUAGAAGGAGGUAGUAUAUCUGAGUCUGCACCUCAGUGUGAUGCCACAACAUUAACAACGAAAUCCAGAAACAUAUUGUCGACUGCUGAGACCUGCAUAAGCACAUCACACAGCACUUCUCUCACUGAAGAGACAAACGACACACCAUCACCAGUAGGUAGCACUGAUAAUGCACAUAUUGAAGCAAGUAUCAGAGAAACAGCCCAACUGGAAGCAAACACAAAAGAGAGUACCAGCACAAUAACAUGUAUAACAGAAGGCAGUGUCUCAAAGUCAGCAUCAGAAUAUGGUGCAACGUCAUCAUCAGUUGAGCCCAUAAUCAUGGUGUCAGCUGCUGGGACAUUUACUAGUACUAGUUCUUCACCCACUGGAGGCACAAAAGAAAUCCUGGACCUACAUGAAGUGGAUACUGUAGUUUCUGAUCAGAAUAAUGUAAAUGACAGAGUGGAUGAUAGAACAGGGUGUGCCAGCUCCAAGAGUAAUUUAAUGUGUGGGAGUGCAGAACGAGAACAAGAUGGUGAACAGAAUACUUUUGACUCCGUCUCUCUCUCUAUGGAAGAGAUUGAAAUAAAGGAAGAAGUUGAAACCUCAGAAAGUGACAGUGAAUUAGAGUUGUCUGAAAAACAGUACUCACAAAAUGGGACAGAAUCUGAUGCUGCUGGAUUUGGUCCUGAAGGGGAUGAGACAGAUAGAGAUGAAAAUAUGGUUGAGGUUGAGUGUAACAUUGAUGAGGUCUCAGAUCUAAGUAACCACGCAGGAAGUGUAUCACAUGAGGAAGAUCUGGGUUUAGAGGCACAGUAUGAACAUUACAAUGACAGCACUGGGAAUGUCAUUGCUGAGGAUGCUGCUAGUAAUGCAGCCAGUAUUGGUCCUGUUGUUGACUGUAGAGAUGACACUCAUGGAGUCAACAAUACUGCAUACAAUGGCAAUCAGGACAUUGAUGGUGACAUGGGUUAUGGUGGCAACAGAAAUGAAGAUGGUGUUGGGGACAACACUGCUGAAGCUACUCAAGACCACAGUAAUGAAGACGGUGUUAGGGAUGCUGGUGCCACCAAGGAGGGUGACAACAGAAAUGAAGGAAACGUUGGAGAUGCCAACAAGAAUACUGGCGCUCAGAGUAAUGGUUAUGCAUGGCUCUUUGAAGGGCAACAUUCUGGUCCAGGCUUUGCAGGGCCUGACUACCGCCUAUAUCGGGACCCAAACAUCAUCCAUGUCCAAGCUUUGAUAUGCACUGUACGACGAAUAAGAUAUAGUGCACAUGUGGAGACAAAUGUAGUUUAUGAUGUACGAACAUAUGAGAAUGGAACGUGGCAUGUGCAGCGUAUACGAUCAUUUUAAAUGCACCUACUUUUUAUGAACAUUCUCUCGAAGCAGAAAAAGAUGUUUGCAGAAAACCUCUCAUCAUAACAGCAAAGAACUAAGUCAUAGUGUUCAGAAGAAAGUAGCAUCCCUCAGCUUGAGUCAUGAUGGUGACCAGGGGUUGUUGAAGAGUUCGACACAUCAGAGCAGAAGACAGUUGUGGGAUGCUUGGAAAUAUCUUAGUGAGUUGCUAAACUUCUACGUUAUUUGGCACUUAGUACACAAUAACCAAAAAUUCUGCUGUGUACCAUGAUAUGAUGAUUAACUGGAGAAUGUGAAAAGAACAGUUCACUAUAUGGGAAACAGGAGUUGGCAGAUGACACAUAUUUAAUCAGUGUCCCAAACUUAACCAUAUUAUACAGAACAUAAAUGUAGUGUUUUGGAGCAAUGCAGUUAGUCAGUACAACAUUUAUUUAGCAGAAGUGACCAAUGAGAAUAUUGUGUGAAAUAGACAGUUGCACAUCAUGCUGAGACAAGAGGAAUUAUUACACUUACUCCUCAAUACAUUUACUUCUUGACAGUGUUGAUAAUUAAUAAUAAAUUAAUUUCUAGAGGAACUGAAACCCACACAACCACACUAGAAAAAUACAGAAAUAAUAUCAAUGUAGAUUAUGCUUCCUUGCAUAUUAUCAACUUCAUGCUGAUUGAACAUUCACUUUGAACUUAUUUUGUGUCUCUGUCACACUGGAAAUCAGCAUGUAGACUUAAUCAGAAUUGUGGAAGUGUGCUCUAAUGUCUUUUAGUUUAGAAGUGGAUGAAGUUCAGAAAUAUUUUGAGAUUGUAUGUCUUUUACGAAUUUUGUUUUAAUUUUAGAAUUAUCAGUUUUGAAGAACUGCAUUAGCUGAACAUUAUUAAAAUGCAGCUCUAUGCUAUUU
This is a messenger RNA of Schistocerca nitens (vagrant locust), 4097 nucleotides long. RefSeq names its product serine-rich adhesin for platelets-like. The record is from RefSeq and is a predicted model, not a curated record. Lineage: Eukaryota; Metazoa; Arthropoda; Insecta; Orthoptera; Acrididae. Bases 364 to 3201 code for a protein of 945 amino acids. The transcript is spliced from 4 exons.